Molecule: messenger RNA, 1118 nt
Organism: Ricinus communis (castor bean)
Lineage: Eukaryota; Viridiplantae; Streptophyta; Magnoliopsida; Malpighiales; Euphorbiaceae
Product: ATP synthase subunit delta, chloroplastic
Exons: 1
Coding region: 186-941 (251 amino acids)
Biological process (GO): photosynthetic electron transport in photosystem I; proton motive force-driven ATP synthesis; photosynthetic electron transport in photosystem II
Cellular component (GO): chloroplast thylakoid membrane
Molecular function (GO): proton-transporting ATP synthase activity, rotational mechanism
Source: RefSeq, a predicted model, not a curated record
AGUGGCUAUGGUUCUCCACUGCCAGGAUAACUAAUUCUUCCUCGGCCGUCCUUUCUUCUACUCAUUAAAUCUACAUCGUCCGUUUUUUUCAUUACUCUCUUUCUCCAAUCUCUACCAUACCCAUUUUCUGUAAGCAACUAAAACUUCCUCUCCUUCUCCGACAACUCUCUCUAUCUCCGCUAGCAAUGGCAGCGUCUCUCCAAAACGCCGCGUUUUCCCUCCAAACCAAAAUCCCACCAUCAGCACGUCUCUCUAGACCCACCACCACCAAACCCCUCAAUCUCUCCUUCUCCGGCACUUUUCCUUCUCUCAACCUCACCAACGCCGCCAUCAAACACCGCCCCUCUUCCGGCGGGGGCGCAAGCGGAGCCAGAAUGUCAGCAACCGCUGCCGGCAGUUACGCUGCCGCCUUAGCCGAAGUAGCCAAAUCAAACAACACCCUCGACUCCACCUCUGCCGACGUGGAAAAACUCGAAAAACUUUUCGCGGACCCUGCAGUGCACGAUUUCUUCACCAGCCCAGUAAUCGACCCGGCAAAAAAGCAACAAGUUAUCGACGAAAUUUCAAAAUCGUCCGAACUGCAACCCCACACCGCCAACUUCUUAAACAUCUUAGUGGACGCGAAGAGAAUAGAUUUGGUGAAAGAAAUAGUGAAGGAAUUUGAGCUGGUUUAUAACAGGUUAACUGACACAGAGUUAGCUGUUGUGACUUCUGUUGUGAAAUUGGAGUCUCAGCAUUUGGCACAGAUUGCAAAACAAGUGCAGAAACUUACGGGUGCUAAAAAUGUUAGAAUUAAGACAGCUCUUGAUCCUAGUUUGGUUGCCGGUUUUACUGUUAGGUAUGGCGGUUCUGGGUCCAAGUUGAUUGAUAUGAGUGUUAAGAAACAGUUGGACGAAAUCGCUACCCAGCUUGAUUUGGGUGAUAUUGAACUUGCUGUAUGAUGAUUUUUAUUUCAUCUUGUAAUUCUUUUGUAAUGUGUAUUUUUGUUUGUUUUCCAUGUUGAACUUAAUUUUGUAUUAUUGUUAGUUUUUUUUUUCUUAAAAAAUACCCUUUUAUUAUAGAAUUUAAAUGGUAUAUGUAUUAUAUAUCAAUCAAAAGAUUGAUGGAUGGUUUCACUU